GAGACGUAGGUAUAAUCGAGGACGAUUCUACACAGGGAGAGCUUCGAGUAGGGCGCGACGCAUCUCUCCUCGGCUAUGGCGACGAGCAUGGCGCUCAACGAGAUUGCUGUGAGCAGCGCAUUUCCAGUGGCUUCGAAGAUGUCCUCCAAGCCUGCCAUGAAAAAAUUUGUGGGGUUCCACACGGUUGUGCUCUCGACAAAGAACGCAUCGUUUCCAUCCGUGAAGUGUGCUGCAAAGGUCAACAUGGCUGUGGCGGUCGAUGUUUCUCGCUUUGAAAAUGUGAGCAUGGCACCUCCGGAUCCCAUUCUCGGUGUCAGCGAGGCAUUCAAGGCGGAUACCGACGCUACCAAGUUGAAUCUUGGUGUUGGAGCUUACAGGACUGAGGACCUUCAGCCUUACGUGCUUAAAGUUGUGAACAAGGCCGAGCAGCUUAUGCUGGAGAGGGGUGAAAACAAGGAGUAUCUUCCAAUUGAAGGUCUUGCUGCUUUUAACAAGGCUACUGCCGAGCUUCUGUUGGGGGCUGACAAUCCAGUAAUCAAGAAUGGCCAGAUUGCUACUGUUCAAGGUCUGUCUGGAACGGGUUCUCUGCGCUUGGGUGCUGCCUUUAUUGCAAGAUACUUUCCUGGCGUUAAGGUUCUUAUUUCGUCUCCUACAUGGGGAAACCACAAGAACAUUCUCAGCGAUGUAGGUGUUCCAUGGUCAGAAUAUAGAUACUUUGAUCCUCAAACGGUUGGGCUGGAUUUCAAGGGAAUGAUUGAAGAUAUCAAGGGUGCUCCCAAUGGAUCGGUCAUAUUACUUCACGGCUGUGCGCACAACCCCACUGGCAUCGACCCGACUCCCGAGCAGUGGGAAGCAAUUGCCGAUGAGCUUGAGGAGAAAGGCCACAUGCCUUUUUUUGAUGUUGCAUAUCAGGGAUUCGCUAGUGGUAGUCUCGACGACGAUGCGAGCUCCGUGCGGAAGUUUGCCAGUCGUGGUUUUGAGAUGUUCGUUGCACAGUCCUACAGCAAGAACCUUGGCCUCUACGCCGAAAGAAUUGGUGCAAUCAACGUCAUUCUUCCAACGGCCGACUUGGCAGCAAGAGUGAAGAGCCAACUUAAGCGACUCGCAAGGCCAAUGUAUUCGAAUCCUCCAGUGCAUGGCGCACGGAUUGUUGCAAACGUUGUCGGCGACUCGGUUUUGUUCGACGAAUGGAGGGCAGAGAUGCAGAUGAUGGCGGGCAGGAUCAAGGGUGUGAGGCAGAAGCUCUACGAGGCACUCUUGUCAAAGGACAAGAGUGGCAAAGAUUGGUCCUUUAUUCUCAAGCAAAUUGGGAUGUUCUCCUUCACAGGCCUCACCAAGUCCCAGAGUGACAACAUGACUGAUAAAUGGCACGUUUACAUGACAAAGGAUGGACGAAUUUCCUUGGCUGGAUUGAAUCUAGCCAAGUGUGACUACCUUGCGGACGCGAUCAUCGACUCUUACUACAACGUGAAAUAGAAGAGCGAAGAGAAACGAGCGAAUAAAAGCUAAUGCUAUGGAGCAAAGUUUUGAUAAACAUUCUUACCACUAAUAAGAGAACUUAAAGAGAAUAUUAAUUUGAUGGUUGAA
Messenger RNA from Selaginella moellendorffii, 1587 nucleotides. Its product is annotated as aspartate aminotransferase, chloroplastic. The transcript is spliced from 11 exons. NCBI's taxonomy places the organism in Eukaryota, Viridiplantae, Streptophyta, Lycopodiopsida, Selaginellales, Selaginellaceae. The record is from RefSeq and is a predicted model, not a curated record. Gene Ontology annotation, biological process: biosynthetic process; amino acid metabolic process. Bases 76 to 1476 code for a protein of 466 amino acids. Gene Ontology annotation, molecular function: pyridoxal phosphate binding; transaminase activity.